Setaria italica (foxtail millet) is the source of this 1769-nucleotide messenger RNA. RefSeq lists its product as uncharacterized. The record is from RefSeq and is a predicted model, not a curated record. NCBI's taxonomy places the organism in Eukaryota, Viridiplantae, Streptophyta, Magnoliopsida, Poales, Poaceae. The transcript is spliced from 5 exons. Bases 446 to 1582 code for a protein of 378 amino acids. Gene Ontology annotation, molecular function: DNA-binding transcription factor activity; DNA binding.
AGACGGAGAUAAAGCUGCUACACACCAAAAUAUUAGUUACUGACCAUGACCAACAUCCAUCAGAAGCCAAAGACUUUAGGGCAACUGCUGACUAUAGUCGACACAGUACUAUUUCUUUUUCUAUAAGGUUAAUUGUCAGUUAGGAUGCAUGGAUUAAUUGUCGUAGUUCACCUUUUCCCAACCUCUCUUUCUUCCUUGAUGUACUAUAUAUGAGAUGGUGGGUCGGAUCACUUGCCAUCUCGAUCACACGCCCACAUGCAGACAUAUAUGUGAUGUGUUCUAGUUAGAUAGAGAAUGAUCAUCCAUGACCUCACCUUCACUUCGCUUCUUCUGAGAUGAUGCAAUAGCAACAAGAUGCAUGUCACAAGGGAGACGACUAAGCUAGUUGGAUCGACCUCAGCUCACCAUCAGCAUCUGCUACUACUACUGCCUUAUUAGCUUGUUGAUGCAUCCUGCAUCCAUCCAUCCAUCGUGCAUGGAGGCAAGUGGCAAAGGCUUGGACAGCUCUACUAUGGAUCAUCAGCUGCAGUCGUCUAGCGGCGAGGCCGAGGAGGAGGAGGAGGAUGCUGCCGCCGAUAUGCCUCCCGGCGGCGGCCGUGACGGGAGCUCCGCCAGCAAUAGCAGCACGGUUGAGCUGCUGGAUGAAGCCGGCGGCGGCGGCGGGGACAGCAGCAGGAACCCAUCGUCGUCGUCGUCGUCGGUGCGCCCCUACGUCCGGUCCAAGAACCCUCGCCUCCGCUGGACGCCGGAGCUCCACCUCUGCUUCCUCCGCGCCGUCGACAGGCUCGGCGGCCAAGAUCGUGCAACUCCCAAGCUGGUUCUUCAACUGAUGAACGUUAAAGGGCUUAGCAUAGGCCAUGUCAAGAGCCACCUCCAAAUGUAUAGGAGCAAGAAGAUUGACGACUCGGGACAGGUGAUAGGUGGUUCAUGGAGAGAUGAUCAUGAGUUGCAAGAGGGGGGUCGACAAGUGUACAACCUCGGCCGUCUUUCCUUGCAUCACGCCCAGACUACUGGUGCUACUACCCUAUUGUCAGCAAGGUUUGGUGCAUGGCCUCAUUAUUGGAACUGGCUUCAUGGUCAUCACCAUCUUCUUGGAUCCAAACCCUACUACUCAUCAGCAGCUGAAGCCGGUGUGUUCCUUACAACUCGUGCUCAUCAGUAUGUUGCCAGAGCUACUUGCAGCAGUGCUCCAGCUUCGAUCCUUCAAGGGCGUUCAUCAUAUCAUCAAAACGAUCAAUUCAUAAGACCACUGCUGCGCGAUGAGGAUUCGGGUAAUCACAACCACCAUGAUCCUCUUGAUCUUGAGCUUGCAUUGGACAUUGGACCGCGGCGGCAGGAUAAUAAGAGAAUAAAGAGGUCAUCAUCAGGUUGUAGCUGGGGCAGAGAAGACGAGGAGAAUGCUGCUAGGGAUAAUGAUCAACAAGUACUGGAGAGUGCUACUGAUACUGGGUUAUCUCUUUCUUUGUUCUCAUCGUAUCCUCCUCCUUUUGUGAGGACCGGUAGUGGCGGUGCCCUAGGUGUCAAUAUGGACAAAGGGAAAGCGCAUCCAACAAGAACAAGUACUCUUGAUCUCACCAUAUGAUCUAGUGCGGUGUGGUGAUAUCUUGUGGUACUUGUCCAUGUGUGUGUAGAGGAAGACACGUAUGCGUACAAAUAUAUAUCUGCAUAGGUAGAGCUAUUAAUCAUGUAUACGUGUAUUGAUCUUUUGAGUUUACCUAUGUUUGUAAGUGGCUACGUCUGAAUUCAUUUUCGAUGUCGUCUUUUAACCA